This is a messenger RNA of Colius striatus (speckled mousebird), 8542 nucleotides long. RefSeq names its product EPH receptor B1 (gene EPHB1). Gene Ontology annotation, cellular component: plasma membrane; neuron projection. Gene Ontology annotation, biological process: axon guidance; protein phosphorylation; cell surface receptor protein tyrosine kinase signaling pathway. The coding region runs from base 139 to 3150 and encodes 1003 amino acids. Gene Ontology annotation, molecular function: protein binding; transmembrane-ephrin receptor activity; ATP binding. The transcript has 17 exons. The record is from RefSeq and is a predicted model, not a curated record. NCBI's taxonomy places the organism in Eukaryota, Metazoa, Chordata, Aves, Coliiformes, Coliidae.
GCGGUUCCCGGCCCCGCGGCCCCGGCCCGGCUCGUCCCGGCUCGCCGACGCACCCCCGCAUCCCCAUGCCCGCUCACGGCCGCCCGCCGGCAGCGGCUCACGCCUGCGGAGCGGCGACGCGCGGGGCCCCGGGAGGCGAUGGCUGCGGAUCUGGUGGUGCUGCUCUGCCUGGCCGCCGCCGCGGCCGCCGUGGAAGAAACUCUGAUGGAUACACGGACGGCGACGGCCGAGCUGGGCUGGACUGCCAACCCUCCUUCAGGGUGGGAAGAAGUCAGUGGCUACGACGAGAACCUCAACACCAUCCGGACGUACCAGGUGUGCAACGUCUUCGAGCCCAACCAGAACAACUGGCUGCUGACCACGUUCAUCAACCGGCGCGGGGCUCACCGCAUCUACACCGAGAUGCGCUUCACUGUGCGGGACUGCAGCAGCCUCCCCAACGUCCCCGGCUCCUGCAAGGAGACCUUCAACCUCUACUACUACGAGACAGACUCUGUCAUUGCCACCAAGAAGUCUGCCUUCUGGACAGAGGCACCCUACCUCAAAGUGGACACCAUUGCUGCUGACGAGAGCUUCUCGCAGGUGGACUUUGGUGGCAGGUUGAUGAAGGUGAACACAGAAGUGAGGAGUUUCGGGCCCCUGACCCGCAAUGGCUUUUACUUGGCUUUCCAGGACUAUGGGGCUUGCAUGUCUCUGCUCUCUGUCAGGGUCUUCUUCAAGAAGUGUCCCAGCGUGGUGCAAAACUUUGCCAUCUUCCCAGAGACGAUGACGGGAGCAGAGAGCACCUCUCUCGUGACCGCCCGGGGCACCUGCAUCCCCAACGCCGAGGAGGUGGAUGUGCCCAUCAAACUGUACUGCAACGGGGAUGGGGAGUGGAUGGUCCCCAUCGGCCGCUGCACCUGCAAGGCUGGGUAUGAGCCAGAGAACAACGUGGCCUGCAGAGCCUGUCCCGCGGGGACGUUCAAGGCCAGCCAGGGCGGGGGGCUGUGCGUGCCGUGCCCCCCCAACAGCCGCUCCAGCGCCGAGGCCUCGCCGCUCUGCUCCUGCCGCAACGGCUACUACCGCGCUGACCUGGACCCGCCGGCGGCCGCCUGCACCAGUGUCCCCUCGGGCCCCCGCAACGUCAUCUCCAUCGUCAACGAGACGUCCAUCAUCCUGGAGUGGCACCCGCCGCGCGAGACGGGCGGCCGCGACGACGUCACCUACAACAUCGUGUGCAAGAAGUGCCGCUCGGACCGGCGCGCCUGCUCCCGCUGCGACGACAACGUGGACUUUGUGCCCAGGCAGCUGGGGCUCACAGACACACGGGUCUUCAUCAGCAGCCUCUGGGCACACACGCCCUACACCUUUGAGAUCCAGGCUGUCAAUGGAGUGUCCAACAAGAGCCCCUUCCCGCCGCAGCACGUCUCGGUCAACAUCACCACCAACCAAGCUGCCCCUUCCACCGUCCCCAUCAUGCACCAGGUGAGUGCCACGAUGAGGAGCAUCACUCUUUCGUGGCCCCAGCCCGAGCAGCCCAACGGCAUCAUCCUGGACUACGAGAUCCGUUACUACGAGAAGCUGAGCCGCAUCUGCACCCCUGACAGCGGCAGCGCCGUGGGCUCCCGGCCCCCUGCGGACCACAACGAGUACAACUCCUCCAUGGCCCGCAGCCAGACCAACACGGCGCGCAUCGAGGGGCUGCGGCCGGGCAUGGUGUACGUGGUGCAGGUGCGCGCCCGCACCGUCGCCGGCUACGGCAAGUACAGCGGCAAGAUGUGCUUCCAGACCCUGACUGAUGACGACUACAAGUCUGAGCUGAGAGAGCAGCUGCCGCUGAUCGCGGGGUCGGCCGCGGCCGGCGUCGUCUUCAUCGUCUCUCUGGUGGCCAUUUCCAUCGUCUGCAGCAGGAAACGUGCCUACAGCAAGGAGGCUGUGUACAGUGAUAAACUACAGCACUACAGCACUGGCAGAGGUUCUCCAGGCAUGAAGAUCUACAUCGACCCCUUCACUUACGAGGACCCCAACGAGGCAGUCCGAGAGUUUGCCAAGGAGAUCGAUGUCUCCUUCGUGAAGAUUGAGGAAGUCAUUGGAGCAGGGGAGUUUGGAGAAGUGUACAAAGGGCGCCUGAAGCUGCCUGGCAAGCGGGAGAUCUACGUGGCCAUCAAAACCCUGAAAGCUGGCUACUCGGAGAAGCAGCGGCGGGACUUCCUGAGCGAGGCCAGCAUCAUGGGGCAGUUCGACCACCCCAACAUCAUCCGCCUCGAGGGGGUGGUGACCAAGAGCCGCCCCGUCAUGAUCAUCACCGAGUUCAUGGAGAACGGCGCCCUGGACUCCUUCCUGCGGCAGAACGACGGGCAGUUCACGGUGAUCCAGCUGGUGGGGAUGCUCAGGGGCAUCGCUGCUGGCAUGAAGUACCUGGCAGAGAUGAACUACGUGCACCGAGAUCUGGCUGCCAGGAACAUCCUGGUCAACAGCAACCUGGUGUGCAAAGUGUCCGACUUCGGCCUCUCGCGCUACCUGCAGGACGAUACCUCCGACCCCACCUACACCAGCUCCUUGGGGGGGAAGAUCCCCGUCAGGUGGACUGCACCGGAGGCCAUCGCCUACCGCAAGUUCACCUCGGCCAGCGACGUCUGGAGCUACGGCAUCGUCAUGUGGGAGGUGAUGUCCUUCGGGGAGAGGCCCUACUGGGACAUGUCCAACCAAGAUGUGAUCAACGCCAUCGAGCAGGACUACCGGCUGCCGCCGCCCAUGGACUGCCCGGCCGCGCUGCACCAGCUGAUGCUGGACUGCUGGCAGAAGGACCGCAACGCGCGCCCGCGCUUCGCCGACAUCGUCAACACGCUGGACAAGAUGAUCCGCAACCCGGCCAGCCUCAAAGCCGUGGCCACCAUCACCGCCGUGCCUUCUCAGCCCCUUCUCGACCGCUCCAUCCCCGACUUCACUGCCUUUACCUCAGUAGACGACUGGCUGAGUGCUGUGAAGAUGAGUCAGUACCGGGACAGCUUCCUCACCGCUGGCUUCACCUCCCUGCAGCUGGUUGCCCAGAUGACGUCUGAAGACCUCCUGAGAAUAGGAGUGACUUUGGCUGGGCACCAGAAGAAGCUCCUGAACAGCGUCCAGUCCAUGCGAGUCCAGAUGAGUCAGUCUCCGACCUCGAUGGCAUGACGUCCCUCGUUCCCUGGGGAGAGGGGAUGGGGAGGGCAGAGGCAGGAGGGGAGCAGGAGGCCACGGGGCAGCUCUUGGAGAGGUGCCACCGGGGCUGGGGACGCUGCGACCGCAGCCCAAGGAUGUCCCUGGGCCUCGCCUCUGAGCGGUGACUGCGGUUCCUCACCACCAGAAGCACACUUACCGAUGGCACGGGGAACAGUGGAGAGAGACCUAUAAAUAUGUACAAACCAGAUAUUUAAAAACAAAAAGAAAACCAUAACAGACACACAGCAACCAACAACAGACCCAGUGAAGACAAACCGACGUGCAUUGGGGAAGCAACCCCAAACCCUAGAGACCAGACUGCAAUCCCACCACCAGCGAGCAGUGGUCGGAACGGAGGAGGAACGAACAAAGGGCUGUUGGGGAAGGGGGGAGAGGCAAGAGAUGGAGAAACCACCUUCCUUUUUUUGUGUUGUCUUCUCCCUCCCUGCUCCCAGCCCGGGUGGCAGCGUCCUCACACAUCCAUCUCCCCAGCUCUCUGCCGCUCCGGCGACUACCAAAGGACUUUGCUGACCACUGCAUGGGGGAUCCGACUCAAUCCAGUUAAUGUCUUCAUAUUGAAGAAGAGAUGUACCUUCAAUAGAAACCUUGGGGUUGGUUUUUUUUUGGUUGGGUUGGGUUUUUUUCUCUUUUGCUUGCUUUUUUUUGUUGGGUUUGGGGGUUGUGGUGUGGUUUUUUUUUUUGGCCAAAAAGGGAUUAAAAGGAAAAAUAAUCCAUCCUGGGAAAAAAAAACCCACCCCACCAAUGGCAAGAGGUGUCUCCCGUGUGUGUGUACCCUGACACCCUACUGUGGACUUGCUGCUUGGCCCAGGAUCACUGCUGAACCCGCUGCUUGCCAGCCUGGCGCUGGGCCUGUGCCCCCGGGAGCAGGGGCAGCAGGGCCGGGACUGGCGGGGACCAGCACGCCCAGGGCCGGCGGGGACGGGACUGGAGGAGCUGCCACGUGCCUCAGCCCGGGCUUGGUGGCUGCUGGAGAACGGAAACAGACUGCUAAGGCCUGCAGAGCCUCAGUGAUUGCAGAACAUGGCUCGGAGGACUCUUUGUUUUGCCCCUCGUCUUGCGGACCUGAGGAUUUUGAUAGUGAUUUGCAGAGUUGGGUUUCGUGGCUUCAGAGCUUCGUUCCUGUGAUGGACCCACCGCUCAGCUGAGGAACAGGACCAGGAGCUGCAGGAAUGAGCUUGUUUCCAAUCCCCACGUUCCCCCUGGAGAAGGAGGCAGAGAAAAACACCCCUUGUUUGCAACAGCAGGGACUGCUCCUCGUCCUGUCUGAGGUUGCUGCUACCCCUCAGGAUCCUCAUGGGCCAGAUGUGCAUUCCAGGCUGUUGUCAGGCUGAGCACAACACAGGGAUGGAGCGGGCGCCGCGCAUCCUGAUCCAGCACCGCGCCGCAGGGACGGCCAGAUGCCCGGGAAGGAUCCUCUGGGGCCUUUGGGGUGGGGUUUUGAUGGUUCCCCUUUUAUUGGAAGGAAGCUCAAGGCAUUUAAAGAAGUGAAUGGUAGUGACACAGGUCCAGGCUUCACCUCCCCUGCUGUGUGUGGGCCAGGCAGCCGGUCCUGCAGCCAGGGACGGGGUGCAGUGGAGGCUUCUUCUCAGGAGGUUCCCAAACCCACCUGGAUGUGUUCCUAUGCCCCCUGAUGCAGGGGAACCUGCUUUAACAGGGGGUUGAACUAGAUGGUCUCUAGAGGCUUCUUCUAACCCAGCCCCACACACCUUUCCUCCAGGCUGGGAUUCAUCCAUCACACAGGGUCCUGGUGGGUUCCUCUGCCCUGUGCUUAGUGCUGGGAGGUGCCCUUGGCUGAUGGACCCCGCUGGGGUGGAUGCUGGCCCCAGGCUGAAGCUGGGCACCUCCUGCUCUGGCUGCAUCACAGAAUCUCAAGGGCUGGAAGGGAGCUUGAAGGAUGAUGCAGUCAUGCCCCCUCUGCUCUGAGCAGUGGGACACGUGUUCCUGGGUGACCUGAUCUAGGUGGGAUCUGCUUGAGCAGGGAGGUUGGACUGGAUGAUCUUUGGAGGUCCCUCCAAACCCCUACCGUUCUAUGUUUCUAGAUCCCAGCUUGCCUUUGAGUGAUCCCACCUCUCCCUGCCCUGACCCUGUCCUUUCCCAGGCACACUCUGGGGCUCUCAGCUCCUUCUCUGCAGUUCUGUUGCAACUGCACAACCCCAGGCCCUUGUCUGUCCUUUGUAGAGAUUGGUUUUUGGGGUGGGGCUGUGUCUGUGUUGGCUUUGUUGCAUGUAGCAUUACAUCCAAAAAGGGACUUUUUGCUACAACCCCCCCUGCCCAAGUGUGGACUGGCUGUUGGGAGCCCCUCUCCCUCCUGCCCUCCCCAGUGCCAGCCCGGCUGUGCUGCCGCGCUCAGCCUCCCCUCCCAGCCCCCAUGGGCAGUGCAGCUGCCUCAGUGCCCCUGUGUUUCACACAGCCCCGUGCCUGGGGAGCUGUGCCACGCAGGAGGCAGCAGCUUUCUCAAUAGCAGUGAUUGAAAUGAGCUGUUGUGGGGCUGCAGAGUGAGCUCGGGCAGCCGAGGCGGGAGCGGGCACUGAUGGAGCUGGUGCCUCGUGCUAGAGAGGAAAAGAAAAGAAAGAGAGGUGUUUGGUGGCAUUUAAUGACCUUCAAAUUAACAGUUCUUUGAAAGCACUUAUGUAUAUUUAAUUUGCAAUGUUGCUGCAAGUCAGAGCAGGGCUGGGAUGGGAACAGCAGGCGGCCGGCUUUUAAAUGAGUGAGUUGGGGCUGUUGUUGCUGAGCCUGUCAGCCUGAGGCUCACACUGCUCCUGGCUCUGGGGGAGAACAGGGCUGGCUGCCCACAGCCCCUUCCCUUCCCCUCCCUGCCAGCUCUGGGCUGAGCCCCAGGGGAUCUCAGCUCCUCUGGAUGGUGUUUCCCAGUGCGGAGGAUGCUACUCCCAGCUGGGAGGAGUGGCUGGUUCAGCAGCCUCUGCUGCCUUCAGUGGGAUCUGGGAAGGCUGAGAGUUGGGCAGAGAGGAACCUCCUGAGGGUCACCAAGGGCAAGGGCAGAGUCCUGCAGCUGGGGAGGAACAAGCACCUGCAGCAGCACAGGCUGGGGGUGACCUGCUGGAGAGCAGCUCUGGGAGAGAGACCUGGCAGUGCUGGUGGGCAGCAAAUAAACAUGAGCAGCAAUGUGCCUUCAUGGGCAAGAGCCAGUGGAAGCCUGGGGGCAUCAAGAGGAGUGUGGGCAGCAGGGUGAGGGAGGUUCUGCUGCCCCUCUGCUCUGCCCUGCUGAGUCCUGUGUCCAGUUCUGGGCUCCCCAGCUCCAGAGGGACAGGGAACUGCUGGAGAGAGGCCAGUGCAGGGACACCAAGAUGAUCAGGGGACUGGAGCAUCUUCCUUCUGAGGAAAGGCUGCAGGACCUGGGGCUGUUUAGUCUGGAGAAGACUGAGGGAGGGUCUCAUUAAUAGUUACCAAUACCUAAAGGGUGGGUGUCAGGAGGUUGGGGCAGCACUUCCUUCUGAUGUAUCCAGUGACAGGACAAGGGGAGAUGGGAAGAAGCUGGACACAAGAAGUUCCAUUGAAGCAUAAGGAGAAACUAUUUCAGUGCUGAGGUGAGGGAGCCCUGGCCCAGGCUGCCCAGGGAGGGUGUGGAGGCUCCUUCCCUGCAGGGUUUCAGAACCCACCUGGUCACAUUCCUGUGCCCCUGACUGAGGUGGGACCUGGGGAGGAUUUAACGCCCGUGUCAUCAUCUGCUUUGGUGCCUCUUCUGUGGAAGAUCCUGCCAGGAUGGAUGCUGAUCUCAUUAUGACUUGGAUUCCCCUCAGAUUGUUUUCAGAGAGCCUGAAGGAGAACUCCUCUGGCAGUUCCCAGUUUCAGAAGAGCCAGAAAGUUCCUGGGUGAUGACAGAGGAGAGGCAAAGCCCACACUGAGGGGACUCUGUGCUGGGUUAUUUCAGCCCAUCAGAGGUUUCUCCAUUGCUCCUGUUCCAGCUUAUGUUCUUCACACAAUUGGUUUAGAUUGCAAGGAACCUUUACAGAUCAUCUGGUCCAACUCUCCCUGCCAUGAGGGAGUGGCUGUGCCUGUCCCAGCUGAGCUCAGCCUCCCUCACACCAGGAGGUGCAAGAGCUUCUGUCAUGUUGUGCUCUCCCCGAUUCUGAUGCCCCUGGGCUUUGGCUCUGCCUCUGUCAUUGCACCUUGAUGGGUUGUGCUGCCAGCCUGGGCUUUGGUGUGGGAAGAGGAGCAGAGCACAGCUGCUGUGGUGAGGAAAGAGCCUCCUCUGCUUUGUGUGCUGGGAGGAGAUGUGGGAUGGAAGCAGACACACACCUGGGGGCUGCAGGCAUCCGUGGUCUCUUGGUUCACAGCACAGAGCAGGUUGGUGCUGGGCAGGGGAAUGCAUGUGCCUGUGGUGACCACAGUGCCCUUCACCUGGGCCUUUCUGUGUUGUCAGAGCUGCUGGCACUCUGGGCACAGCAUCCCAUGGCCAUCCCCUUUGGCUGCCUGUCCCCCACGCAGCAGCAGCCUGGGCAGAGCUGCCUGCUCCCUCCCUGCCUCUGCCUGAGCAUCUCUGCUGCUUCUCUUCUCCUUCCCUUGGCCCUCAGCCCCUGGCUGCCCCUGGAGAAGCCAUCAGUGCUGGGUGGUGAGCUGCCCACGGGGGUGGAUGGCAGGAUGGCAUUGAGCCCUCCUGGCCCAGCUCUGCAGGGAGGUGCUGGGGGAGGGUUAUCUGAGCAAACCAUCUGUGUGAAUGCUCGGUGGAUUAGCUGAACUCUGCUGGUUCCCACAGCAGAUGUGGCCUUUGGGGGCAGACAUGGAAGUGGAUUAGGCAAAAAAUCUCCUUUAGGCUGUGUUAAUUCUAGAUAAGUGUAGGGGGAUUAAUGCCUAUCCACUUAAAACAUUAAUUGGAGUCAACUUUCCUCCGUGUCCCUGAGGAAACAGGGACCAGCAGCUCUCCCCAGCCCAGCCUGGGGCUUUGCCUUUCCCUCCUCUGCACACUCAUCCCCACACCCUGCCCAGGACCUGAUCCUGCUCCUCCCCCCGUGGGUAUCCUCAGGGGGCUCCUUAGGCAGCUGAACCCUGGCAGGAAGGUCAGGGAGAGAGGGCAGGGAAAUGCUGGUGCCCAUCAGUGCCAUUAUGGAUGCACUAAUUAGCAGGGAGCAGGGCUGGUGGCAGGAGGUGCUGCUGGUGCCAAGUGCUGCCUCAGAGCAGGAUGAGCCUCCUGGCACAGAGGGGCUGGAUGCAGCCCGGGGUGCUGUGCCACAGCUCUUUGGGUUCCUCCCCUUUGGCUGAGCUCUCUGCUCAUUCCUCAGUGGAAGUAUUUGGGGGAGGUGUCAUGGAGUCACAGAAUGGUGGUGGUUGGGAGGGACCUUUGGAGCUCAUCCAGUCCAACCCCCCUGCAGAAGCAGCUCCCACCUAG